Ceutorhynchus assimilis (cabbage seed weevil) is the source of this 1890-nucleotide messenger RNA. The record is from the annotation of a GenBank genome assembly. Lineage: Eukaryota; Metazoa; Arthropoda; Insecta; Coleoptera; Curculionidae.
AUAAAAAUGGAUUUUGACUCGAGAGUCUAGGGCUCAGUUAAAAAAAAGAAGUUGACUCGAUGAUAGAUGUUGGUUCUCAAUAUCAAUGAGGCUUGAGUCAAUAAUUCUCUUCUAUAUUUCAAAACUUAAGAAAAAAAAGUUUUACAAAGUGCAACCGCUUGUUUCCUCUCAUUUCUGAAAAGAUUUGGCAACGUUCAUUCCUAUUAUUGUACAUGCAGAGCCAGAAUAUCAAAACAAAGGGGGGACAAAAAAGAAAGGUUAUGGUUUUGUUUACAAGCCUACUAUACUACACUAAAGAAAUGUUGUUUUAUGAAUAAAUAACCAUAAAACAGGCUUGCAAAUAAUAGAAUUCCACGUUCAAGUAAUUUUCAAUACUCUAGUUAGUACCAUUUCAAUAAAACUACAUUUGGGUAUAAACCCUUGUUCUUUGUUUCAUAUUAAAGCUGUAAUUACAAGAUUUCCAAAUGACCUCAGCUCCAACAAAUGCAGAAUAUGCAGAAUACAUAAUUUGUGAUUCUUCUGAUGAAAGUGAUAGCGGUACUCCAAAACCCUCCACUAGUAAUGACCAAUCCAAGGAUCAACCUGAGGACCAAUCCGAAGAUCAAUCACUCCAAACUGGAAUUCAAAAUGAAGCUUUCGAAGUACUUAGAACUACAUCAGAGAUAUGUUUGAGAAACGGAAUACCAAUAUGGUGCGGCCUUUUGAUUGGAGAAAUAAAAAUGACUCAGAAAUACGAAUUAUAUCAAGAAAAAAUGUUUGGUUACACAGAAGGCGCUGGCAAGAGCAGUCAACCCGAACCGACAAGAAUGGCCAGCAAAGCUGUCAUAUUUAUGGUAAUAUCUCUGAUUGAAAAUUGGAAAAUUCCAGUUGGAUUAUUUUUCGUUCACGAUCCAGACAUCAAAUAUUUUGCUGACAUUAUUGAAGAAACCCUAGACAAGUUGCUCAAUGUGGGGGUGGAUAUUGUUUCAGUGACAAUGAACUGUCUGAGUCCCCAUUUUGGCUUCAGUUUAGCUAAUGAACUUGGAGCAGAAAUUGAUGUAACCCAAGACCCCAGCACAUUUAAGGCCUAUUUUCAGCAUCCCUCAAAAAAGAAUGCUACAGUUCAUAUCAUAUACGAUGUGGACAUAAUAUUACCUGAAUUGAAAAGUUAUUGGUCUAAAAGUGAUGUGAUUUUUGAUAAAGGCUAUCCCAUUAAACAUUCAUUCUGUGAAAAAAUCAAAAAAUAUGAAAAACCUGAUUGUUGGAGCAAUACAGAUUACAACUGGAUGAUUUUAAAGAAAAAGCUGUUAUAUGAUGAGAAUAUAUUAGGAAGGACCUAUGCAGAUGCCUUGACCUAUCUGAAAGGCUUAGGACUACAGGAAUUCCAGGGUACAGGCCCCACAAUACAAUUUAUUCGAGUGUUAUAUUUUAUAUCACAAGUUUCAGAGGUAAAUGGCCUAGAAGGACAAAUUUGGAUUGACAUGUCCCAAGCAAAUGAACAUCAAUGGAAACCAGAUGUAACAAAAACUAUUGAGUAUUUCAAAAACAUAAAUAGAAAUAGAGAAUUUCCUGAUAAUUUAUCAGUUUUCAAAAAAUAUACAGUGGGUAUAAUGGUAUAUUUUAUAUCCCUGUAUGGAAUGUAUAACGCUUCUAUCCAGCCCCACUAUAGAACGGUGCCAAAUAGAUAUAGGUUACCAAGUAUAUUACCAUCCAGGUUCGCAUUGAAACAUGUCAGGUUGGGGAUUUUGGAAAAACCAAAAUCAGGAACUGAACUAUCUGCUCUGGGUAUAUUCAAGAAAAUUAAAACAGCUACUAAGAAUUUGCAUCCCAUUGACGCUGACAAAAUAUAAUUAUGAAGUAAUAAUUAGUAUUUUUGUAUUUUUUUUAUGUAUUAAUAAAUUUUUGUACUUA